AUGGACCGUCUUACUUUUGGAUUGCUUCUUACGAUUGGAUUCCUUGUCCAUGCUCGUCCUCCAAGCACAGUGGAGGACGACGACAUGAGACUCACACCAGAGCAGAUAGAGUAUUUCGAUAUGAAUGGAGGUGCUCGCAUAGCUCGUUCCUGGUCGGUUUAUUAUUGGAAGGGGAGCACUCUUGUCUACAGAUUUGGUGAAGGCUUGUCUUCCUGGGACACCGCUCUUAUCCAAAAAGCCAUGGCAGCGAUAUCAUCCCAAACUUGUGUACGCUUUCGCAAAACGACGAAUUCGAAGGAGCCGCAGGUGGUCUUCCAGAGAAAGGAAUCCGGAUGCUGGUCGUAUGUUGGGUUCUUGGGCAGACAACAGCAACUUCUCAAUCUUGGAGAGCGGUGCAUGGCUAGCAGCACAAUUCAGCAUGAAAUACUCCAUUCCCUGGGGCUCUUUCACACGCAUUGCGACCCGAAGCGCGAUCGAUAUGUGAAGAUCUACACGGAGAAUUUGAAGCCCGGGUACGAGCACAAUUUUAGACUGAUCGCGGCCAGCCAAGUUACAGAUUUUAAACUUGGCUACGACUAUAAAAGCAUUAUGCACUAUGGCGAGUAUGCAUUCUCCAAGAACGGCCUACCGACGAUAGUUCCUCUUCAGAAAGAUGUGAAGAUUGGGCAGGCAAAGGGUCUGAGCGUGAAUGAUGUGGGGAAGCUUAACCGCAUGUACUGCCAGGAAAGCAAAAGGCAAAAAUAG
Drosophila obscura is the source of this 744-nucleotide messenger RNA. Its product is annotated as protein SpAN. Gene Ontology annotation, biological process: proteolysis. The transcript has 2 exons. Gene Ontology annotation, molecular function: metalloendopeptidase activity; zinc ion binding. Bases 1 to 744 code for a protein of 247 amino acids. NCBI's taxonomy places the organism in Eukaryota, Metazoa, Arthropoda, Insecta, Diptera, Drosophilidae. The record is from RefSeq and is a predicted model, not a curated record.